AUGGCUCCCACAAUUCUCAUCAUCGGUGCCACAGGCAACACUGGCCAAGCCGUUGUUGAAACCCUGCCGAGGUUGCUUCAAUCAAGCAAGGCUUUGUCUGAGCACCGUGUCAUUGCUCUUACUCGUUCCUUGAAGAGUCCAGUUGCCCAAAAGCUUGCCAAAUUGCCUGGAGUUGAAGUGAUAGAACAAAACUGGGUUGAGAUCACCUCUGACUGGCUCCGUGAACACCAAGUAGCCAGAGCAUUCAUUGCCUCACACAAUGAACCGAAUCACUUCGCUGAAGAGUCUACAUUCCAGCUUGCUGCCUUGAACGCCGGUGUGAAAUAUGUCGUGCGAAUUUCAACCACUGCUGCGAACGUCCGCCCGGAUUGUGGCGCUUACUAUCCCCGUGCACACUGGGCGAUCGAAGCUCUCCUGGGCUCGCCCGAAUUCGCCAACCUGCAGUGGACUUCACUCCAGCCCAACAUCUUUACAUCUUUCUACCUUUUCAGCGCUGUGGAUUUUGUCAAGCAGUACCGCAAAACUGGAAAGCAAGGCACUCUCAAAUUGAUGGCGUCGAAGGAUGCGCCUGUCGGUGUGAUCGAUCCUUCCGAGAUUGGAGUCUUUGCUGCUCAUCUCUUGUCUCAAGAAGAUACCACUGUGCACAACAAGGCCAAGUAUGUUCUUAGUGGACCAGAGGAUAUUACUGGAAAGCAGGUAGUGGACUUGAUUGAACAGCACAUCGGUACAAAGGUUGAAAAUGUCAGCUAUCAAGACAUGUCAUUCCUUGACCAGAUGUACGAGUACCAGUAUGCGCCAAAAGGUCAAUCAAAAAACGUGAUCUACUCUGUCAAAUACGCCCCGGUGACCGCGUGGGAAGGAAAAUGCACAGCUUCUACCACGAGCAAGACAGUAUUGGAGAUCGCUGCACCCAAGAUUACACCUGCUGAGGUGUUGAAAAGCCUUUUGGAGGAGUAA
This is a messenger RNA of Penicillium expansum, 957 nucleotides long. RefSeq names its product NmrA-like family protein. The coding region runs from base 1 to 957 and encodes 318 amino acids. NCBI's taxonomy places the organism in Eukaryota, Fungi, Ascomycota, Eurotiomycetes, Eurotiales, Aspergillaceae. The record is from RefSeq and is a predicted model, not a curated record. The transcript has a single exon.